GUUAUCCUAUUGAGCGCCAGGUCGUUGCUGCAGCAGGCGAUAGAAAAAGAACUUUUUCAUUGUUCAUGUUGUUUGAACAGGAAAAGAGAAUACAGUAAAACUUGUAAAUGAUUGCUAUAGCCUUACACCAAAAUGGGUUUCCUUUUCGCGACCAAAGUCACGGAGAAGGAUUUUCUGGAGCACACCGCGCAAAUCAAGGAGGAGCAAGCCAAACGCGACCAGAGUAACGAGCAGAAAUUUCAGGCCUUGCGGGAUCAGAUCGCGGCGUUGGAAAAAAAAUGCGAAAAGCGCGACGACGAAAUAUCCUCGUUUGUGAGGGGGGAAUUCAAGAACGGCAUCGACAAGAAAAUCGACACGGCCCAGCAGCAUUUGGAGCAAGCCAUCCACUUGCUGCAGGAGAAAACCGAGAAUGCAACCGCGGAACUGGAGAGGGUGCUGCGAGAGGUAGAGUUUUGGAAUUAUGUAUGAUCAGAAGAAGAAUCAGAAGUUUUAGUUUUUAUUGUUGUGUCACGACGAUCAUUCAUUGUCAUUCGCAUUCGAAAUAUAGUACUUCACAUCCUUCAUUUGUUCAGGCCAUCUCGACCCUGCAGAAGUCCACAACGAAGCGGCUGGACACGCAUGCCGCUGAUUUGAAGAAGAUGCGCAACGCACUGUCCGGGAAGUUGUUCGACUUAGCCAGUUACAAGGUGGAGCGGGAGCGCGACCGCGUGAACAUCGUCCUGGAGGACGAUUCCACGCUGAAUAACGACGUGGAGGGGGAAUCACAGCCCGUCCUUAUCGAAGGUACGUUAUUGGGUGGAACAAACCUGGUUGCUGGGGCGGACGCUGAUGGUGCACAGCAGGAGUAUAAUUCCUCGAAGGACACGGCGAUACUGGACGACCCCGCUAGUGUUUCAGGAGCGGCUGAGGGACGUGACGGAGCGGGAGCCGGCGCGCAAGGUACUUCUAGCAACGCUGCUGGCGGCGCCGAGGUGGACGACGGCGCACAGCCAGGUGGACGGGAAAUAGGAGCAGCUGUUGAACAAGCAGAUGCACCACACGAGGGUAGUACAACUCAGGAAAAAUCAGCAUCCCUCGAAAUGGCAGCAAUAAACCCCCCUCUCCUCUCCCCGUCCAAUUCGAAGUCCACCGCCUCCCGGACCGUGACCCUCCCCCCAAUGCCGUCCUCACCGUCCACGUCGAUGCGGAAGCUGGAGUCCUACCGGCCGCGGACCAAAAACACGGCGAAACGGGUCAAGAGGGUGGAGUGGAUCGUGCAGGACGUGCAGUACAAACUGCAAGUGUACGAGACCGGACAGCCGCUGUAUUCCCCGGAGUUCACGGUGAACCUGGACCCCUCGAAGAACAAAGUGCUGCACCGCGCCAAACUGAUCUUCUACCCGCGAGGGAGCAGCAUCGUCGCGAAGCCCGGCUUUUGCUCCGUGUUUUUGCAGUUUCCCCUGGACGACCUCAUGGACGAAGUGGUCGCCGUCGAUUCCAAGGGGAACGCGCAAACGAUCUUCCCCUCCGCCUUCAACCCACCAUCGGUGCACGAACACUUUUUGAACAACACCAACGAGCCGGCGGAACUCGCAGCGCGAAUACAGAAAAACGCCAGCCAGCAGCAGCACUUUGCGAAGCGGACGCGCCCGCCCUACUUUGCGGAGCAGUUUCUGGCGUCCGGACCGAAGGGCGCGCGAGGGGCCAGCCCCUUGGACGCGCUUCUGUGGAAAAACGCGACGAGAGGUGGAUCGGUGAGUGGCUCCUCCCCGGAGAAAAACCACAGUACUACCGGCGGGCUUUUGCAGCAAGGCUUCAUUCCCGGUCCGGAUAUGGCGCAGCAGGUGGGCAGGUUUGAAUUACACGGAAGGCGAAACAGCUUCUGGUUUCGGUAUAGGCUGAAGGUGGGCAAUUUCGAAUCGUACGAGGUACUGGACACGAUCUACAAGGGCGUGGAUAACUUCUGCGAGGUAUUAAAUCAUUUUUGACGGUUCUUCCGCUUACCAACCAAGUACUUUCUGUUUCUUUACGUUGUUUUGUUACGAGGAGCACUGGCCUCAUCUUAAGUUUAAGAAGUUGGAGUUGCUUGUAUAUCACAGAUUCCGAUGCACCACUUUCCACUUCGUGCUCGUCACAGGUAGCUUCCUUUUUCCAAAACAACAGGUCGCGCCCGAGAUCGACAGAGAAACGGAUUCCCUUACUAUCAGUGUCGAGUUUGUCCCCGAGCCCGAAGUGUUGGACGAGAUCCGGACUGAGGCCGGGAAAUAUGUCCACAGCGGCCAGGAGUUACUACAUCACGCCGAAAAGGCGUUCUCCUUUCCGGACUCCAAGGAAGCCGUGCCGCCGUGGGAAAGGAGGCUUGGUAGAGUUCUUCGAUUUGUGGAAUUAUAGCGUCGUGCUCGUGCAUGUGCAUCUACAUGUUUGUUCCCGCUCUCGGGGGGCACACUCAUUUACCAACGCCCAACUUCUAUUCAACGUCAAUAUCAAUUUGUAUUGUCAAAAAACACAGGCGCCGCUUCCGGAGUGGACUCCGAGCGCUCGCCGUCAAAAGUCCGCGUCCUCCUGCCGCCGGACGAGGAUGACGAUAAGGUUCCGAACCAGUUUUCCCCCAGCGUGAAGCAGUACUACCCCAAUGGAAGAAACGGCCCAACGUUUGCGGACAAUGUGAACGACCAGGCAAACAUCAUUCGGGACCGCGACUACGCGAAUCAGAUGCUCAGCAGCACCACGGAAUUUGUGGACAAGAAGGCGAACGUGUUUUUUCCGUUCGAGCAGUUAGAGGAGAAGUUGAAGAGUGUUGGGACGCAGGAUGUUGACGGUGGUGCUGAUGAAGAGAAGCUGCAACUCGACGAACCACCAGGUGUAAUCGAUCCUGGCGCGGCCGAAGAGGCUGCGGCAGCAUGAUGACACCGAAUCCGAAUGGCGAGUCUCCGUCUGCAACUACUGCUGUAGAGAACUAAGAACUCAGCGACGAUCGUCGUCGAAAAGUGCUCUAAGAAUGUGCCCUUCUUUCAUCGAAGGUAGCUGCUACAUGAUCUGCAGAACUAUUGUUGAACCUGAAACGCAGCUUCGCUGCCAACACGAGGUCCACCGCCCUGAGUCUGAUGAGC
Messenger RNA from Amoebophrya sp. A120, 3089 nucleotides. The record is from the annotation of a GenBank genome assembly. Lineage: Eukaryota; Dinophyceae; Syndiniales; Amoebophryaceae.